CCAACAACAACAACCACCACCACCACCACCACCUGCCGGACAUCUUGUUGAACCUCUCAUCCACCUUCUCACCCGCAAAACGCUGCAGCAUGCCCGCCGACUCGGACAAGCGCGCCGCCGCGCAGCAAGCCGUGGACAUUCUCCACGAAAUCUCCACCAUUCUGAACUGCCAUCUUGACCGACGGACGCUCUCCAUCUGUAUAUCCAUGAUUGAACGCGGCGUCAACCCCGAGGCCAUGGCGGUGAGUCCAAAAAAAGAACAAAGUGAAGCGAAGCGAGGCGGCCGGUCUGGCUGGGACUGCCUCGCGAUUCGUCGUCCACGCAAUCAGACCACUGACGACAUGAUGCAGCAAGUCAUCAAGGAGCUGCGGCAAGAAGCGCAGCGGGUCGAGUAGUACCAAGCUCCGGCAUGUCUUUUGCAUGGGGUAGCCCUUCGAGUGGACAGGCAUCUGGUUUGGUAAGCGGCGUUUACGGGGUCACGGAGUCUUUACAUGAACGGACGGACGGAUGGACGGAUGAUAAAAAUGCCACUUCUAUAUAUGACGCUAUGGACCAAAAAGCCUCGGUAUGCACCAAUGUUUCAUUCUCAACCGCUUGCCCCGGCCCUUGAAGAACUCA
This is a messenger RNA of Purpureocillium takamizusanense, 618 nucleotides long. RefSeq lists its product as uncharacterized. The record is from RefSeq and is a predicted model, not a curated record. The transcript has 2 exons. Lineage: Eukaryota; Fungi; Ascomycota; Sordariomycetes; Hypocreales; Ophiocordycipitaceae. Gene Ontology annotation, biological process: mitotic spindle assembly; microtubule nucleation by interphase microtubule organizing center; gamma-tubulin complex localization. Gene Ontology annotation, cellular component: interphase microtubule organizing center; gamma-tubulin ring complex; spindle. The coding region runs from base 90 to 395 and encodes 101 amino acids.